This is a messenger RNA of Mytilinidion resinicola, 1571 nucleotides long. RefSeq names its product ADP,ATP carrier protein. Bases 332 to 1378 code for a protein of 348 amino acids. The record is from RefSeq and is a predicted model, not a curated record. Gene Ontology annotation, biological process: transmembrane transport. NCBI's taxonomy places the organism in Eukaryota, Fungi, Ascomycota, Dothideomycetes, Mytilinidiales, Mytilinidiaceae. The transcript has 4 exons.
ACUCCUCUUCCUCUCCACCAAGCUCUACCUACACCGGCGCCCGCCCAUCCAUGAGAGCAGCAAUUCCGCCCACCAUCGCAGCUGACACACCAACGCGAGCUGUUUGGAUGGCACCGUUAUUCCUCGCUGCAGAACCACCCGCCCUCCCUUUUUUCCUAUUGAACACGUACCUCCGCGCGCCGCAGAGCCUCACGCCCGCCGACCCAUGAUUCGCAUAUCCACUCCAACACCACCACCACACCCACCCCGAUAGUCGCCGAGUUGCUCCAGCGUUGCAGCGAGCGGUGCGUCUAGCGCGAGGGUGCGAGCUUCUUCGAGCCAGCUGUCCGCCAUGACUUCGUCGCCGUCGUCGGAACGCGCUGAAGAUGGUCGCCCAGCUUUCAAGGUAGCUUCUGGGGAGAAUGGCUUUCCUUCGCCCCUCACACCUCCCCCAAACACCGGCCUCGAACGCUUCAAAGAAAUCGUCGCGCAGCCCGUCCUCGCCUCCUUCAUAGCCGGCGGCGUCGCGGGCGCCGUGUCGCGCACCGUCGUCUCCCCUCUCGAGCGCUUAAAGAUCCUCUUCCAGAUCCAGAGCGUGGGGCGCAACGAGUACAAAAUGCCCGUCCACAAAGCGUUGGCGAAGAUGUGGAGAGAAGAGGGCUGGCGCGGCUUCAUGGCCGGCAACGGCACCAAUUGCAUCCGAAUCGUGCCCUACUCCGCCGUACAAUUCAGCUCGUAUAAUAUUUACAAAAAGUUCUUCGAAGACUCCCCCGGCGCUGGUCUUGACCCCUACAUGCGCCUGUUCUGCGGUGGGCUUGCUGGCAUCACCUCCGUGACAUUCACCUACCCACUCGACAUCGUCCGGACGCGACUGUCCAUCCAAUCCGCCUCGUUCGCGGACCUCCAGAAAGCAUCCGGCCGGAAACUCCCCGGCAUGUGGUCCAUCCUCGUCACAAUGUACAAAACCGAGGGCGGCUUCUCAGCGCUAUACCGCGGCAUCAUCCCCACCGUAGCGGGCGUCGCGCCCUACGUCGGGCUGAACUUCAUGUCCUACGAGACCAUGCGCGUCUGGUUCACGAAAGAAGGCGACAAGGACCCCAAUGCGCUCGGGAAGCUGGGCGCGGGAGCUAUCUCAGGAGCUUUUGCGCAGACGUGCACGUAUCCCUUCGACGUCCUCCGCCGCCGCUUCCAAAUCAACACCAUGUCGGGCAUGGGCUACCAGUACAACUCCAUCGGCGGCGCCGUCCGCCAAAUCAUUAAGACCGAGGGCUUCCGCGGCCUCUACAAGGGCAUCGUGCCCAACCUGCUCAAAGUCGCGCCCAGCAUGGCCAGCAGCUGGCUGAGCUUCGAGUUCACGCGCGACUUCGUCAUGGGCAAUCGCCGCGAGGGCCACCUAUAGAUUUUCAAGAUACCCCGGAACCUACCUACCUACCUACCUAAAGGUGGGGGGGAAAUAGGCAACCUUCUAAGAUUUUUUUCCACCGGAACCCAUACACACGAUUAAGAAACUCAUGCAAACAACCCAUUAUAUUACCCCCCUGACCACUGAAACAACCGAGAACAACUCCUUGUAUACUGCCCCCCCCCCCCCC